AUGGGAGAUGAGUCACCCACCUUUCCUUGGCAGGAGGCGGAGAAGGCAAAGCCGGAUGCCCUGCAUGGCCUGCGGGUGCACUCCUGGGUCCUUGUGCUAUCGGGGAAGCGCGAGGUGCCUGAGAACUUCUUCAUUGACGCAUUCACAGGACAUAGCUAUAGCACCCAGGACGAGCACUUCCUGGGCAUCGAAAGCCUCUGGAACCACAAGAACUACUGGAUCAAUAUGCAGGAUUGCUGGAACUGCUGCAAGGACUUGAUCUUUGACCUGGGUGACCCUGUGAGGUGGGAGUACAUGCUCCUGGGGACUGAUAAGUCUCAGCUGUCCCUGACUGAAGAAGAUGACAGUGGGAUAAACGAUGAGGAUGAUGUGGAAAAUCUGGGCAAGGAGGAUGAGGAUAAGAGCUUCGACAUGCCCCACUCGUGGGUGGAACAGAUUGAGAUCUCCCCGGAAGCAUUUGAGACCCACUGCCCGAACGGGAAGAAGGUGAUUCAGUACAAGAGGGCAAAGCUGGAGAAGUGGGCCCCGUACCUCAACAGCAACGGCCUUGUGAGCCGCCUCACCACCUACGAGGACCUGGAGUGUACCAAUAUUUUGGAGAUAAAGGAGUGGUACCAGAACCGGGAGGACAUGCUGGAGCUGAAACACAUAAACAAGACCACAGACCUGAAGAUAGACUACUUCAAACCUGGCCACCCCCAGGCUCUGCGCGUGCACUCCUACAAGUCCAUGCAACCUGAGAUGGACCGUGUCAUUGAGUUUUAUGAAAUGGCCCGUGUGGAUGGCCUGAUAAAGCGGGAGGAGACAGCCAGGACAAUGACAGAGUACUAUCAAGGACGCCCAGACUUCCUUUCCUACCGCCAUGCCAACUUCCGACCCCGAGUCAAGAAGCUCGCUCUGAGCAGUGCAGAGUCAAACCCCCGGCCCAUUGUGAAAAUCACAGAGCAGUUCUUCCGCAACCCAGCGAAGCCCGCGGAGGAGGACGUGGCAGAGCGCGUGUUUCUGCUGGCGGAGGAGCGCAUCCAGCUGCGCUACCACUGCCACGACGACCACAUCACAGCCUCCAAGCGCGAGUUCCUGCGGCGCACCGAGGUGGACAGCAAAGGCAACAAGAUCAUCAUGACGCCCGACAUGUGCAUCAGCUUCGAGGUGGAGCCCAUGGAGCACACCAAGAAGCUGCUCUACCAGUACGAGGCCAUGAUGCACCUGAAGAGGGAGGAGAAGCUGUCCAGACAUCAGGUCUGGGAGUCAGAGCUGGAGGUGCUGGAGAUCCUGAAGCUUCGAGAGGAAGAGGAGGCGGCGCACACGCUGACCAUCUCCAUCUAUGACACCAAGCGGAAUGAGAAGAGCAAGGAAUAUCGGGAGGCCAUGGAGCACAUGAUGCAUGAAGAGCACCUACGGCAGGUGGAGACCCAGCUGGACUACCUGGCGCCAUUCCUGGCCCAGCUCCCGCCAGGAGAGAAACUAACACGCUGGCAGGCGGUGCGCCUCAAGGAUGAGUGCCUCAGCGACUUCAAGCAGCGGCUCAUCAACAAGGCCAACCUCAUCCAGGCCCGCUUUGAGAAGAUAGAUGAAUGCAUAGGGAGAUGA
Messenger RNA from Chlorocebus sabaeus (green monkey), 1590 nucleotides. The record is from RefSeq and is a predicted model, not a curated record. Lineage: Eukaryota; Metazoa; Chordata; Mammalia; Primates; Cercopithecidae.